AUGAGCUUUAAGGAUGGUGCUGAUCGCAAAGAGCUCGAUCUCAGAAGCCGAACUCGGAAGCUAUAUCGGAUUUUGAACUACAAUUGGGCCAUAUUUCCUUGUACGGCGACAGUCUUCUUCCUGGGACUCUAUAAGAUCAGCAUUUGGACAGGUGUCUACCAUGAGGUCGUCGUACCUGACGCCCGGUGGACACCAGACUGCACCGUGCUCGCCAUGAUUCUGGGUCCAUUCCUGCUGUUCCAGCUCCCGCCAUACUACACACCCUUCGCGUAUGCCAAGGCACCCAAGAAGCGGCUCUUCCGAAGUCUGAAAGUAUGCCUCGUCACUAAAGCGACGAAUGUGCAGACCGUGAUUCAUACCGCCCAGCACUGGAAUCGGCUCAGCAAGACGCGUCGCAUCAGCUUCCAUGUGGUCGUAGACUCAGUGCCGAACCCUUUCAAAGGCAUACUGCCGGACUUUGUGGAGCUGUUGGAGGUACCGUAUUCGUUUCGACCUGAUCACGCAAGAUACAAGGCGAGAGUUCUGGAAUGGUGCCGAAGGCACUGGCAGUUGUCGGAGCAAGACUGGGUCUUGCAUCUAGAUGAAGAGACGGAGAUCACCGAGGAGGUUUUGAGUGCGUGCGUGGACUUCAUUGAGCGGGGCGCGGAGGAUAUUGGCAUGGGAACAAUCUUUUACAACGCCCACAAUCACUGGAGGGACCCGCUCCUGACCGUCGCCGAGGCCCUUCGGGUGGCAGAGGACUUUGGCCGGUUUCAGCUGCCGGUCCGGCUCUUGCAGCGCCCGUUGCUCGGAUGGAUGCACGGCAGCUUUAUUUUGAUCAAUGGGCAAGCGGAGAAUGCAGUCACCUGGGAUACGGACUGCCUGGCCGAGGACUUUUGGUUUGCGUACCAUGCUGCGAAAAAAGGCUUCAAAACGGGCUGGAUUCAUGCCGUCGCGCGCGAACAGCCCCCGGAGAGACUGGCGGAUCUCGUCCGGCAACGUCGGAGAUGGUACAGCGGAAUCAUGUCCGUUCCAGACUGGAAGGUCAGACUGGCGUUGGCGAUUCCAAUGCUGGAGUCUUUUGUGCACUUGGGCUUGUAA
Molecule: messenger RNA, 1080 nt
Organism: Aspergillus japonicus CBS 114.51
Lineage: Eukaryota; Fungi; Ascomycota; Eurotiomycetes; Eurotiales; Aspergillaceae
Product: glycosyltransferase family 2 protein
Exons: 6
Coding region: 1-1080 (359 amino acids)
Cellular component (GO): cytoplasm
Molecular function (GO): beta-1,4-mannosyltransferase activity
Source: RefSeq, a predicted model, not a curated record